Messenger RNA from Spirodela intermedia, 261 nucleotides. The record is from the annotation of a GenBank genome assembly. Lineage: Eukaryota; Viridiplantae; Streptophyta; Magnoliopsida; Alismatales; Araceae.
AUGUAUGCCACUAGGCAGUCGCAUGUCAACAGGCGUGUAGCAAUAGCCUAGUCACCUUACUACCAUGCCAACAACCUCCCGCGCUCCAACCAUGUAAACCUGCCUUUCUGCUAGGUUUAUUAGCAGAUAAUAGGGAGAAAGACCUAGCCUGAAUCUGGCCAGGCCACGCCUACAGACUUGAACGGGCCCAAUUUGGAACACAAAAAACCGGGAAAAGGUGAUGGCCUGGGCUUCAGGCUCACCCGGCCUACUGACGCCUAA